This is a messenger RNA of Vombatus ursinus (common wombat), 1149 nucleotides long. It is a transcript of the gene DUSP9, whose product is annotated as dual specificity phosphatase 9. NCBI's taxonomy places the organism in Eukaryota, Metazoa, Chordata, Mammalia, Diprotodontia, Vombatidae. Bases 1 to 1149 code for a protein of 382 amino acids. Gene Ontology annotation, cellular component: cytosol; cytoplasm. Gene Ontology annotation, molecular function: protein tyrosine/threonine phosphatase activity; MAP kinase tyrosine/serine/threonine phosphatase activity. Gene Ontology annotation, biological process: negative regulation of MAPK cascade; protein dephosphorylation. The record is from RefSeq and is a predicted model, not a curated record. The transcript is spliced from 3 exons.
AUGGAGGGGCUUGGAAGGUCACCCCUGUGGCUGAGCAGAGAACUAGCUGCCCCCCAGCCUCAGCUGCUCCUUCUGGACUGCCGGAGCAGGGAACUCUAUGAGUCAGGCCACGUCCAGGGGGCUCUUAGCGUAGCCCUCCCAGCCCUGCUGCUGCGGAGGCUGAGGAAGGGGAACUUGUCUGUGUGCUCGCUACUCCCCAGUCCGCUGCUGCAGCAGCAGCGGCAGCCGCUGCCCCCUCUGCCCAUCCUCCUCUAUGAUGAAGGCCGGUGUGUUAAGGAGGAGGAAGCUGAGGCAGCCCAGUCAGUACUAACCACCUUGCUCCAGAAGCUGCAAGAAGAAGGCCACCCUGCCUACUACCUACAAGGUGGCUUCAGCAAAUUCCAAGCUGAGUGGCCACACCUCUGCAAAACGAAGCUUGAUGCCCCCUGUGCCAGUAACUCACUAGUGCCUGUGCCAGCACCUGUGGUGGGCCUGGGAGGCCUGUGCCUCAGCUCAGACUGCUCAGAUGCUGAAUCAGACCCAGACAGGGACACACUGAGCUACAGUCUGGAGUCCGAGGGUGGGAGCCCUCCACCACCAGGACACCCCCCAUCCUUACCUGUUCAAAUUCUCCCCAACCUCUACCUGGGUAGUGCUCAGGACUCAGCCAACAUGGACAUGCUGGCCAAGCUGGGCAUCCGCUACAUCCUCAAUGUCACCCCCAACCUACCCAAUCUCUUUGAAAAGGACGGUGACAUCCACUACAAGCAGAUCCCCAUCUCUGACCACUGGAGCCAGAACCUCUCCCAGUUUUUCCCAGAGGCCAUUGACUUUAUUGAUGAAGCUGUGUCCCAGAACUGUGGGGUGUUGGUCCACUGCCUGGCUGGCAUCAGCCGCUCUGUCACCGUCACCGUGGCUUACCUGAUGCAGAAGCUUCACCUUUCGCUCAACGAUGCGUAUGACCUGGUGAAGCGGCAGAAAUCCAACAUCUCCCCCAACUUCAACUUCAUGGGGCAGCUUCUGGACUUUGAGCGCAGCUUGAAGCUGAAGGCCGAGGGGCCCAGGGACCAGAGGGAUGGAGAGGGCGUGGGGGGGAAUCACACCCCAACACCCCCCUGUUUCUUCACCACACCCACCGGUGAAGGCGUCUUUGAACUGGACUCUACCUAA